Messenger RNA from Megalobrama amblycephala (Wuchang bream), 3911 nucleotides. It is a transcript of the gene eml1, whose product is annotated as EMAP like 1. NCBI's taxonomy places the organism in Eukaryota, Metazoa, Chordata, Actinopteri, Cypriniformes, Xenocyprididae. The transcript is spliced from 24 exons. Gene Ontology annotation, cellular component: mitotic spindle. Gene Ontology annotation, biological process: microtubule cytoskeleton organization. Gene Ontology annotation, molecular function: microtubule binding. The record is from RefSeq and is a predicted model, not a curated record. Bases 457 to 2979 code for a protein of 840 amino acids.
CUCCACCCCCUGCGCUCUGAUUGGUCCAUUCCCCACUGUCAGACCGGGACUCACAGACAAGCUCAACGGAGAGUCCUCGACAUUACACAAACACUCACACUCUCUCAACACUCGCACGCACUCCUCUGAGAGCUCAAGCCCUGUACUGGCUUAUUUUUCUUCUGGAGAUUUCUAACAGGAACACAGCACAGAAAGGAUCAGGGAAGAAAAAGUGCACAAGAAGAACCACAUUUUGUAACUUCAUAAAUUUUUUCACUUUCUUUUUUUGGAGUCCUAUUCAAGGAGAGCGUCUGAGUUAGUGUGACUCGAGCAUUAGGUGAAUGGGUUGUCAUGGUGACUGACACUGGCAGGCUGACCCCAGAAGAAGACUGGAUGUUGAAUGGACAGAGAGCUGCAGUGGCCAACCAGCGAAAGUAACAGGGAGUUAUCGGAGAAAGGGAAGAAGAGAGGAAGAGAAUGGAGGACGGCUUCUCCAGCUACAGCAGUCUCUAUGACACCUCCUCACUGCUGCAGUUCUGCAAUGAUGACAGUGCCUCGGCAGCGAGCAGUAUGGAGGUGACAGACAGGAUCGCCUCUCUGGAACAGCGGGUUCAGAUGCAGGAGGAUGAAAUUCAGCUGCUCAAGUCUGCGCUGGCUGACGUGGUGAGGAGACUGAACAUCUCAGAGGAGCAGCAGGCCAUGCUCAACAGGAAAGGACCAACCAAAGAAGCAGCAGUGAGGAGAGACUCUCCCUCCUCUGACAGCAGUGUUGGGAAGCCAGCUAGACCGAUGAUUGCAGCCCUGCCCCUGAGACCCACGGUCAAUAACGGUACUGUCCUGUCAAAGAAGGGUGGCACACUGCCAUCACCCUCAGGCUCCAAGAAGGACAACAACUCACCAGCAACCAAAAGCACUGUGAAGAGAACAAGUUCAUCUGAGCAUGUCGGCCCCAACAACAGGAAAGACAGUGGCGUGGACUCCAAAAACAACCGCACACGCACUGGUUCCACAGGGAGCAACUCCAGUGGCAAGAAAGCCACAGAAAACAAACAGAGGGAGCCUGUUUUCAGCGCAGGGAUGCGACGUGUGACGCACUGCAAAGAUGAAGGGUAUGUCAAAAUGUAUUUGAAGGGACGACCCAUCACCAUGUACAUGCCCAAAGACCUGGUGGACACAUAUUGCCUGGAAACAAAGGCUGACUUGCCUCCAAAAAAACUGAAACUAGACUGGGUUUAUGGUUACCGGGGCCGCGACUGUCGAUCCAACCUGUACUUGCUCCCGACAGGGGAAACGGUUUACUUCAUUGCCUCUGUGGUCGUGCUGUAUAAUGUGGAUGAGCAACUGCAAAGACACUACACUGGACAUACUGAUGAUAUCAAGUGCCUCGCUGUCCAUCCUGAUAAAAUCACCAUAGCAACAGGACAAGUGGCUGGCACAUCCUCAGAUGGAAAACAGUUGGCUCCUCACGUGCGAGUGUGGGACUCUGUGAGUUUGAACACGUUGCACAUCCUUGGAACCGGUUUCUUUGAUCGAGCUCUGGUCUGCCUCUCCUUCUCAAAGUCGAAUGGUGGAAGCUGGUUGUGUGUUGUGGAUGACUCCAAUGACCACAUUCUCUCUGUGUGGGACUGGCAGAGGGAAGAAAGACUAGCUGAAGUCAAGUGCUCCAACGAGUCAGUCUUUGCUGCUGAUUUCCACCCGACAGAUGCCAAUAUAAUCGUCACGUGUGGAAAGUCGCAUCUUUACUUCUGGUCGUUAGAAAAAGGGUCUCUUGUGAAAAAGCAGGGUCUUUUUGAGAAACAAGAGAAGCCCAAGUUUGUAUUGUGUGUGACUUUUUCAGAAAAUGGCGACGCCAUCACUGGAGACUCAAGUGGAAAUAUACUUGUGUGGGGCAAAGGAUCUAAUCGUAUUAGCUUGGCCAUUCAGGGAGCACAUGAGGCGAGCGUCUUUGCACUUUGCAUGUUGAGAAAUGGGACGCUGGUCUCAGGUGGGAAGGACCGUAAACUCAUCUCAUGGGAUGAAAAUUAUCAAAAAAUUCAAACGGUGGAGGUCCCCGAGUUAUAUGGCCCUAUUCGAACAGUGGCUGAAGGACGGGGAGAAACGGUUCUUAUUGGCACCACCAAAAACUAUGUCCUACAAGGCAGUUUGGAUGGGGAGUUUAUACCCAUCACCCAGGGCCACACAGAUGAGCUCUGGGGCCUGACUGUACACCCGCUGAAGCAUCAGUUCCUCACCUGUGGCUAUGACAAGCAUGUCUGCCUGUGGGACUCUGUCUCCCAUCAGCCCAUCUGGACCAAAACAUUGGAGGACGCCGCUCAAUCGGCCGGCUUCCACCCUUCUGGGGCAACGGUUGCUAUAGGAACACAGAUGGGCAGGUGGCUUGUUCUCGAUACUGAAUCGAAGGAUCUCGUCACGGUGCACACGGAUGGGAACGAGCAGCUGUCGGUUAUGCGCUUUUCUCCAGAUGGUAAUUUCCUUGCAGUUGGGUCACAUGACAACUACAUCUACAUUUAUGCUGUGGCAGAAAAUGGAAAGAAAUACAGUAGAGUUGGAAAGUGCUCAGGUCAUUCUAGUUUCAUCACCCAUCUGGAUUGGUCUGUGGAUUCUCAGUACUUGGUGUCCAACUCAGGAGACUAUGAGAUCCUUUACUGGAUUCCCUCUGUGUGCAAGCAAGUUGUGAGUGUGGAGACCACCCGGGAUAUUGAAUGGGCCACUUUCACCUGUACUCUGGGCUUCCAUGUUUUUGGACUGUGGCCAGAUGGCUCAGAUGGUACGGACAUCAAUGCUGUGUGCAGUUCAUAUGCAAAGAGACUGCUCGCCACCGGAGACGACUUUGGCAAAGUUCAUCUCUUCGCAUUCCCCUGCUCUCAGUCUCGAGCUCCUAGUCACAUCUACGGUGGACACAGCAGCCACGUCACCAACGUUAACUUCUUGUUUGACGACAGCCACUUAGUCUCUACAGGAGGGAAGGACAUGAGCGUAAUGCAGUGGCGUGUGGUGUAGAACUACCACUGUCACACUAAACUUUCUUUUUUCUGGGAUCAAGUGGCUUGGGAAAUCAAAAGUGGGGCCAUCGACUACAGACCGAAGUGGAGUCUCGACUUUAUUUGCCUUUAAUUGUUAUCUCAGGACGCCAAUAUUUGAAGUGACUCUCUGUUUUGACUGUCUCACACACUCCCUAGGCUAUGAAAGAGAUGUCUUUGAAUAACAAACUAAAGAAUCUGCUCUAAAGGUCAAAGUUAAAUGUGAUGCCAAAGCACAUGGAGGAACAUAUUUGGAAUGAAUAGUUCAGUCCAGUAUAUAUAAGACCAAUAUAUGUGAUCAAAGCACUAACACUGUAACAUGGUAACUUCAAAGGUAUCAUUUAGAGUCUUAAAAAAUACCAUCAAUUUUACUCUAUCACACUGACUGUGUUUUGAUAAAUUGCACGUUAACCAUCAUUUUGUAAAAAAAAAAAAAUCUGCCUCCAUAAUCUUUUUUAACCUCUGCUGCCACUGUCUGGUAUGUCGCGGUACUGCAGCCACCUUCCCACGGUUGAUUUCAUUCUAUCCUCUGCUGUAUUCAAAUAUUUAUUGUGUUCCAUGAAUUGAAAAUGUAAAAAGUUUUUUUUUUUUUACUUUAAUCAGCCAUCAAAAUCUUCUCAAGGGAAAAAAAGCAUGAGUUUGGGAAACAAAGUGACUGUACUGCAGAGUUAAACAGAUUAAGGCCUUCAAUGACUUUCACUUGUUCAAUCACUACAGCCAUCAAUCUCUGAUUUAGUUUAAUCCUCAGUCUGACAUCAAAUCUGUUUUGUGCAUCAACUAGCUUAAGUGGAUGUCAUAAUGUAGUGCACAUUUACAUUAGAGUUAAGCUCCAUUUUCAUAACCUCCGCUUGAGAAAACAAACAGUUACAGUCAACUGACUGUAGUAUUAUUAAUAAAACUAAGCAUGCACAA